ACUCAGUCUUUCUUUUAAAGAACGCAGGAUCGAGUCAUUCAUAUCCUCAUUCUCCUUAUUCAAACAAACAUUUUUCGUUUUCUUCAUAUCCUUUUAGGAUAAUCCAAACUCCCGUUUUUUAAUUUCCAACACCCUUUCAUACGGAGGUCUCUCGCAGAGCUCUACUUCGACAAUGGCUAGUCAAGCCAAACCAAAGGCUGCUGCCACCAAGACUGCCACAAAAGGAAAGAAGGCUCCUCCCAAAAAGAGACAACCAGAGCCUGAAUCCGAAUCGGAAACCGAUUCCGAUGAUUAUACCUCCGACGAAGAAUCAGAAGAAGAAGCACCACCCCCACGUCGUGCGGCAAAGCAAAAGCAAAAGCAACAAGGUGGUGGAGGCGGAGGCGGACCACUCGGUGGUGUCAGUGAUAUGGUUCCUUUGAAUCAAGUUGGUGACACCGCUGGGGGAGCUGCCGACCAAGUUGGAAACACACUUGGUAACGUCGCUGGCGGUGUACUGGGUGGUGGUGGUGGUGAGAAGAAGGGAGACGACAAGGAAGAUACACUUAGAUUACGGUUGGAUUUGAAUCUCGAGGUAGAGAUUACGCUGAAAGCGAAGAUCCAUGGUGAUCUUGAAUUGGCACUAUUGGAUACUGGUGGAUAAACAUCUCUUACAUGAGUAUUUGUUGCAGAAACGGUUAAUAAUGUCGUCCGUCCCCAUUGCAGCUUGAUGUAGUCGCAGCUUACUGAACUAAUUGGCUUUUCGAUAUUUUCGUUGCUGGGAAUAGGAUCUUUGGAUUCUUCGGUGUGGGACAUGGGAGGUUAGGACCGGAUUCUGAUGUUUCGAAGGAGUUUUUGAGUGCAUGGAGAAUGGGAGGUUGGGAGAUUGGGAUCGGGUUUUGACAUGUUCCAAACGUAUUAUAUACCCAUUCUCUAAAGUGGGAAUUUUAAUGCCUGAAUGACUUUUCCAAACUUGCU
Molecule: messenger RNA, 957 nt
Organism: Botrytis porri
Lineage: Eukaryota; Fungi; Ascomycota; Leotiomycetes; Helotiales; Sclerotiniaceae
Exons: 3
Coding region: 173-643 (156 amino acids)
Source: RefSeq, a predicted model, not a curated record